Sycon ciliatum is the source of this 1587-nucleotide messenger RNA. RefSeq names its product ras-related protein Rab-3A-like. Gene Ontology annotation, cellular component: endosome; plasma membrane; synaptic vesicle. The record is from RefSeq and is a predicted model, not a curated record. Bases 194 to 847 code for a protein of 217 amino acids. Gene Ontology annotation, molecular function: myosin V binding; GTPase activity; GTP binding. Gene Ontology annotation, biological process: protein localization to plasma membrane; regulation of exocytosis; protein secretion. The transcript has 4 exons. Lineage: Eukaryota; Metazoa; Porifera; Calcarea; Leucosolenida; Sycettidae.
GCAUGUGCACGGAAUUCGGGCCAGUGGGGAUUUGGCAUGAUUAUUUUCACUUUUCAGUCACAGUUUCCAUUGGCACAUUGCAUUGUGAAGUGAUUGAAGCAAGCCUUGACUUUGCAUCUGUUUCGUCUGUGGAGGUUGCUGGUAGCUGGACGUUGGUGACUUGAAAGUUGGGAGAUUCGAGUAAGCGGGCGAGAUGGCGUCGGCUGGAAAUGCGGCGGGCAGCGCGGUUGUGGACGAUAGCCAGAAUUUCGAUUACAUGUUCAAGCUGUUGCUGGUGGGGAACAGUGGAGUAGGGAAAACCUGCUAUCUAUUUCGCUACACUGACGACGUGUUUCGCGGCAGCUUCGUGUCGACGGUGGGCAUCGACUUCAAAGUAAAGACAAUCACUAAGCAUGGAAAGAGAAUAAAGCUGCAGAUUUGGGACACAGCCGGACAGGAGCGCUACAGAGCGAUCACGACGGCUUACUAUCGCGGAUCAAUGGGAUUUAUCCUCAUGUACGACAUUGGGAGCGAAGAGUCUUUCCGUGCUGUGCAAGAUUGGUCAACUGCCAUCAAGUCAUAUUCGUGGGACAAUGCGCAGGUUAUUCUUGUUGGCAACAAGUGUGAUCGCGAGGACAGGAAAGUCACCACGGCAAAGGGGCAGCAGCUAGCAGAUAUCCUUGGCUAUAGCUUCAAGGAAGCAAGUGCAAAAGCCGGUACCAAUGUAGCAGAAUCAUUUGAUGAACUUGUAGGUUUGAUCUGUGACAAGAUGGCGCAGACUAUGGACGAUGCCCGUGACAUCAACUUGAAAGACAUGAACCAACAGGAGGACAAGCAGGAGACUGGCUCAUCUGGCUGCGGUUGUUAAGCAUGCCGCCGCUCGCCUGGGUGCAGCAAGCACUUGGUGGCAGCAGGAUCGGUGUCAAAGUUGUCAAGUCAUGGGUAUUGAGUAUUGUCUAUGGUGUCGCGCUGUCCUGCUCAGAGUGGCCCGAUAACGAUUGACAUAGUGUAUCCGUCCAGUACGGUCCGCGCUGAGACAAGACGAUGAUGCGCUGGUCAUGUGUAUGCUUGUGAACGCGUUCUGUACUACAAAGUUUGAAUCCAUCGCCGGUCUAACAUCCCUUCCAUUGCCUUUGACAUAAAUCGCCUUACCUUCUCCAGAAUGUCAGAAACUGCAGGCUCACAGCUAUAACAUGCUUGAGCACCCCACUCGUAAAUAUUUGCGUUCUCUUUUCGCUGGUUAUCCCGCCUGCAUUGGGCGAUUUUCCAGUCACGGUCUGCUCGGUAAGUGUGUAGCCAAUAUAGAUGCGCCAUUCAUGCAUUGCUCAGUGUGUUGUCCGCUUGAAGUACACCACCCACUGUACGUUCUACACAGCCACUAGUCCGCGGUUGAGGCAAUGUAUCAUUUGCAUGUAAUUUGUUUCUCUGGCCGUUAGGUAGCUACACCAUGUGUUAUUUCUAUAUAUUGCAUGUCCUUGUGCUCGUACCUACUGUGAUCAUGUGAUGUACUUCCAGUACAACGUAAUGCAAACUGGCAAUUUCAGCGGUAUACUCAACUCUCAAACCUUAUCCGAGUAAUAAUAAUAAUAUUAUCAGUCGUAUGCUUCA